Molecule: messenger RNA, 3063 nt
Organism: Pecten maximus
Lineage: Eukaryota; Metazoa; Mollusca; Bivalvia; Pectinida; Pectinidae
Exons: 25
Coding region: 2-2521 (839 amino acids)
Molecular function (GO): protein binding
Source: RefSeq, a predicted model, not a curated record
CAUGGCGGCCUCCAUGCGGUUUAUCUGCAGGAAGGCGCCACCGAUGUUUACUCUCCUAUUGGAGCCUCGGUUAUUGACACGUUUCCAAAUUGCAAAACAAGAAUAUCUCCCCCUCGAUUUAUGUACUCGUCAAAAACUUACCAGGAAUUUGUCUACUAUGCAGUCAAUGAGAAUUCCUGCCCAAAAAGUGUACAGACCUCAUUCCAAAGAUUCCAGUGAUGAAUUCCCGGUCAACAUGUACAAGUUGAAAAAAAACUUAGAGCUUCGUCGAUACAUACCUAUAGUACCCUUCAUCAGAACUUGUGGAAUCGUGGAAGUCCGAGGUGAGCCCAUCUCCAAUAGUGAUGGAAGUGAACUCCUAAGCAUGACUGGAGAAGUGUUAAAUGUCCGUAAGUCUCGGCGUCGAAGAGUUACCAAGGUAACCUGGGAUCUCCUGAAAUCAUGUGAAGGGUACAUAAUGGACCUGUCUAACUAUACAAAAUACCUGAUGGUCUGUAAGGAAAAUGAAUUGAGCAUUGAUGUCACAACUUUACAAGAAGAAAUGAGACGGGCAGGAAUUUGUCCUGACCAGGAAUUCUACGAAGAACUAGUUGGAUAUUAUAGUGCACAUGGCCAGUUGGACCGAGUCAGGAGGCUGCUGGAUAAGAUGAGGUCUGACAAUUUUUCUGUAACUGCCAAAACCUUCAGCAAUUAUAUUUGGGCUGCUUUUAAUGCAGGUCAUGAAGAGGAGAUGGCUUCCAUUUUUAAAUCCAUGGGCUCGUGUGGUACUGCACCAGACUUGAACUGCUACAUGACUUUGAUGAAGUGUUAUGCUGUUAAAGGAGAUCUCCCUAAGAUCACAGAAUUAAUCAAGCGGGCAGAGGUGGAGGCAGGAAUGAGGCAGAUUCACCAAAUCCAGUUACUCUUACCCCUGCUGCAGAAUGACCAUAGGUCCCAAGCAGACCAGGUGUUUGAUGGCCUUUGUAUAGAGAAUGAUGUGACAAAAACAGACAUGGGGGAGAUAGAAUACUAUGGCAACCAGCUUGUUGUUAAUCUAUUUAUUAAUGAUGGAUUCAAUGUGUUCAACUUAUCAGGGAAUACAGCUGUGUUCUUUAUACGUUCCUACGCUAGAGGACCUGGUGUAGACUCAAAAAUCUAUGUUCAGGGUGCCAGGAAAGUCAGUAGAUUAGCUGCCAAGCUGACUGUUCAGAUGUUGAAUAAUAAUAAAGUCAGUUUGGAUAGAAUGAUGCUUGAAGCUACAGCCAUUAGUAAAGAAUAUAUGACCUGCAUUGUUUUGGAAUUAAAGGGACAGUGCAUAUUGGAAUCUUAUCAAGAAUUUUGUUCGAUGAUCGAAAAUGGACCAUGCUCUUCAUAUCUCAAUAAUCAAUCAAAAAAGAUAUUGCAGGAAAUUGCAAAGGCUUCGUUUGAUGGAGAAAAACAACCUGUUAGUUCAUCAGAAAUAACAAUUACAGACCACACAUCCAAAUCAUAUCCGAUGAAUGCUUUAAACCCUGAAGUAUUAGAAGCUUUGGACAAUAAGAAUGACGAUAAAGCUUUACAGGAAUUUAACAAAAUGAAGAGACAAAAGGACAAUGUGGGUUUAUCAAUAGCAGCUAACAUGUUGAGAGUCAAGUAUAUGGAACGACAAAAGUUUGAUAAAGCUCUAUACUACCAGAAUGAAAUGAUAAGGGCCAAUCCAUCAUUCCGCUAUAUUUUCUUCAGGGUAGCCUACCUAGCAAUGAAGAUGUUGAACAGUGGUGAACACGAGGGUAUUGUACAGAGUGUCAAUGAUUAUCUAGACAUUGCAAUGGAAAUGGGAUCCAAAAUGGCAGAGAUACAACAUAAGGAUCUGCAGUCCUUAAUGAAGAUUCUUACAGCCUUCCUCGAACCUGUGGAAGUACUUCAAAUCUUACAGCGACUUAGGUCACAUGAUAAGUUCCUGGUAUUAGAAAGCAAAGCUUUUCUCAGGCAAUACCUGAACAGAGAUGCGAAACUAGCAGUGCAGGCAUUAGCUGAAUUGACAAAGCUUUCACAGCGGGUGGACAUAGAGUUUUUAAAAGUGAUGCUUAAAGUUGCCAGGGACAACGAUCGGGACCUAAUUACAGAAGCCUACAGGAUAGUUGAAGGAAGAGAAGGGGAACCAUCGGCUAAUGUAUUACAGGUGUGUGCUUACCUCAUGAAUGACCAAGUACAAGAAGCAAGACAAUUAUCCCAGACAACAGUGUUCUCUGGAUCUAUACGAUAUGCACAUGUGAAAGCUUGUCUUCUCCACCUUCAAAAUAAGCCAGACAUGCUGAAUGCAUUUGUAGAAUUGAAAGACUCAGAAAUGCUCCGUCGGAUUUUAGGUGAAGUGUUAAACAGAGCAGAUGUUGCUGGAUCCAGCUUUGCUCAGAAGAUAAAGAAGAACAUCACACAAUACAUGAAUGAAAAUCCUGAUUCUGCGUUAACUGUGAUGUGUUCAGAUAUGAUGGCAGCUGACCAGAUGGAACUGGAAAAGUUGAGGUUCAAAAUGAUGAAGAAAAGUGAAGAAUCCAAUCGGUGACACCAAUACAUUACUGAAAUACUUUUAAAUUGAAAAGUCUUAUUCUUACUGAUUUGUGUUUAUACAAACUGGUGAAUGUGAUGCAAUUCUUCCUCUGGAAAUUUUCAUUUUUUUUGUGCCAAAGAUUUACAGAUGUUAAUGAUGUAUCGUACACUAGUUUUCAGCAGCAAGGGGCUAUGGAUGUGCAUGUACCUCUGGGUGAGGGCUUAAUUUAACAUGUACAUGGUCAAGGACUGGUGACCUGCCUGUUUUAGUCAGAUAUUGAAAAUUAUAACUAGUGUACUAAAGGAACACUUCUGAUCCUGGACCUGUAACUUACUACUGAUAGAAUGUUAUUGAUGUUAAUGUUUUGGUGAUUAGUGGUGAUAUGGACUGUCUAAAGUAAGUAUAACAGAUUGUGUGGUGCAUGUAAAUGUAUGUAUGGUAGGGUGGAUUCUGAUAAAAGGUAUGGCAGGUUGAAUGCUUUUUUAUGUAAAAUGUGAAUGACAAAAAAGUAUGCAAUACUUCUAUAUCUUGUGCCAAUAAAUAAACUAUAUAUCAAA